Messenger RNA from Scleropages formosus (Asian bonytongue), 3460 nucleotides. RefSeq names its product kelch-like family member 24a (gene klhl24a). The record is from RefSeq and is a predicted model, not a curated record. Gene Ontology annotation, molecular function: protein binding. The coding region runs from base 306 to 2108 and encodes 600 amino acids. Lineage: Eukaryota; Metazoa; Chordata; Actinopteri; Osteoglossiformes; Osteoglossidae. The transcript has 7 exons.
CCAUGUCAUGUGGCAGUGGUGACAUAUUGCGAUAUGUGGAUACGUGUUUCUAUACCUCUCUUUGUGCUGCGACAGAAUGUCAGGGUCAAGGUGAAACAUCACUUGAUCACGUCAAGAUCUUAAGAAGACAGUACUCACAUUGCUGUAACGUUUAAUUAGAAAACGUUUCAGAUUACAUUUUUUGCUGUUUUCAUCAUCAGUUGUUUUCUUCGAAACACGUCAAGACUGCAAAGAAACUUUUUUGAAAGCCCACAGGGAGUGACUGCCUGUGAGUUACCUUGUGCUGGUAGACGUCGCACACAACCAUGGUGUUGAUCCUGGGCCGGCGGUUGAACCGGCAGGACUCUGGGGUCCGUGAGUCCCCUGCAGUCAAGCGCAAGGUGUUUGAUAUGGACCCCAAGGCCCUCAUGAGCCACGACAUUUUUGACUUCUCCUCCGGGCCGUUACACGCUGAAAGCAUCUUGCAAGUAUUCAACGAAUUCCGAGACAGCCGCCUUUUCACCGAUGUCAUCAUCUGUGUGCAGGGCCGUGAGUUCCCUUGCCACCGUGCUGUGUUGUCUGCCUGCAGUGCCUAUUUCCGUGCCAUGUUCUGCAAUGACCACCGCGAAAGCCGGGAAAUGCUGGUUGAGAUCAACGGGAUCCGGGCUGAAGCUAUGGACAGCUUCUUGCAGUACGUCUACACUGGCCGGGCCAGGAUCACAACUGAGAAUGUGCAGUUCCUCUUUGAGACCUCAAGCCUCUUUCAAAUCGGAGCACUGCGUGAUGCCUGCGCCCAGUUUCUGGAGGACCAGCUGGAUCCAUGCAACUGCCUGGGCAUUCAACGUUUUGCCGAUGCUCAUUCUUUGAAGCAGCUGGCCAGUCGAUGCCGUACUUAUGCCCUGCAGAACUUUCCAGAUGUGGCUCAGCAUGAGGAGUUUCUGGACUUACGGCAUGAUGAGCUGGAGGAGUACAUCAACAGCGACGAUCUGGUGGUGAGCAAGGAGGAGACUGUGUUCGAGGCAGUGAUGCGCUGGGUGUACCGUGAUGUGGAGCACCGGCGGCCCAUGUUGCGAGAGCUGCUACAGCAUGUCCGCAUGCCACUGCUGCACCCCAACUAUUUUGUGCAGACAGUGGAGGGUGACCAGCUCAUCCAGAGUGCCCCUGAUUGCUACCAGCUGCUCCACGAAGCCCGACGCUAUCAUGUGCUGGGCAAUGAGAUGAUGUCACCCAGGACCCGACCUCGUAGGUCCACCGGCUUUUCUGAGGUCAUUGUGGUGGUGGGUGGGUGUGAGAGGGUAGGUGGCUUCAAUCUACCCUACACUGAGUGCUAUGACCCAGUGACUGGAGAGUGGAAGUCAUUGGCUAAGUUGCCCGAGUUCACCAAGAGUGAAUAUGCAGUGUGUGCCCUGAGGAAUGACAUUCUAGUUUCAGGGGGCCGGAUCAAUAGUCGUGAUGUGUGGAUGUACAACUCCCAGCUGAACCUAUGGAUCCGUGUGGCUUCGCUGAAUAAAGGCCGCUGGCGGCAUAAGAUGGCUGUCCUGCUGGGCAAGGUGUAUGCUGUGGGAGGCUAUGAUGGCCAGAGUCGCCUGAGCAGUGCAGAGUGCUAUGACUCCUUCUCAAACCGCUGGACAGAGGUGGCUCCCAUGAAAGAAGCUGUAAGCUCCCCAGCAGUAGCCAGCUGUGCUAGCAAGCUGUUUGUGAUCGGAGGUGGACCAGAUGACAACACCUGCUCUGACAAGGUCCAGUGUUAUGACCCGGAGGUGGAUGCUUGGUUGUUGAGGGCCAAUAUACCCAUUGCUAAGCGCUGCAUCACUGCUGUAUCACUCAACAACUUGAUCUACGUGGCUGGAGGCCUCACCAAGUCCAUCUUCUGCUAUGACCCAAAUGAGGACUACUGGAUGCAUGUGGUGCACACCUUCAGCAAGCAGGAGAGCUGCGGCAUGUCUGUGUGCAAUGGGAAAAUUUUCAUUCUAGGAGGACGAGGAGAGGAUGGAGAGGCUUCGGACACCAUACAAUGUUAUGACCCCGCCACAGGCAUAAUCACAGGCGUGGCCGCCAUGCCCCGACCCAUUUCAUAUCAUGGUUGUGUCACCAUUCAUCGCUACAAUGAGAAGCCCCUGCGCCCAUGAUGUGGUCCAUACUGAGCCAUGGAGAUGUACCCCUGAGGCCUACCCUGGGAAAGCAACCUGAGCCACUUCUGUUGUAGCAUUGUGUAGUUGCUUGGUGUCAUUGUACAUGGCAUAAGGUGUUUUUUACCAGUUUUAAAUAUGUGCAAGUAUUUCCAAAGACCACUUGUGUGUCAGCGACCUUGCUAAAUCAUCUCCGUUACAAAAGGGCCCAGUUUACAGAACAGGUUACGACUUGAACACUCAAUGAAAUGUAACAGUACAUGUAACAAUACAUAAAGUCAGGCAGAAUGUGUAUCGGUCAAUCAACAUGUUCAGUGGAACUGUACAAGCCAGUCAUGUCCCAUUAUGAAAACAAUGCCAUUCCUGAAAGGUUUUGACUCCACAAGCUUCGUACAUGUGUCAUGUUAGAGCACAGAAGAAACCACAACAUUCUUGGCAGGACCACGACUUUAAGGUUCUAAGGAAGCAUGCCCCUCCACAUGCACCCAUAAAAACAAUCAAACUGCAUAAGUUCUCCAUGUUUAUGCUACAAUGAAUUCGCUCUGAGACACUUCCUUCAUUCCUGGACACUUACAUAUUCCGUACGUGUGUUCUUUUCCUUUUAGUGGUCGGCAGGUUUUUGUGCUAUUUAUUCAUUGAUGUAUUUACACUACUAUUCUGAUUAAGUGAAAUAUUAUUUGCUUGUUUUAAUUUUUUCUUUUUAUUUCUGGGUUUAUUUUAGCAUUCACCAUCUGCAUUGACUUGAUGGUGUGAUUGGGUAGUGUUUUUGGGUUGUAUGUAGCUGUUCAGGGUAGCAAUAUGACUAUUGCGUGUUUCAAAACACAAGGAAGUGGAGCUGUUUUUGCAAGGAAACCAGCACAUGGAAUCUUGGACCCCCAUGCUGUGCAAGGCAUUGAUGAGGUACUGAAGAUGCAGUGAUAUGAGUAUAAAUUAGAAAUGCGUUCCUUGCAAUACCUUGACCUUUUUGGAUUGCUUUAGCAAUUACCAUUACUGGUCAUUAGCUUCAGACCUCAGUGUCGUGCCAUCUGUUCAUUCAGGUGGCAGAGUUUUGGGUAACCAGGGAAACCUCCGGAUAUGAGUGACUAAAUGUCUGAAAUGAAUGACUGCUCCCUGCUGACCAAAGUGCGCCCUUCAGUCCAGGACCUCUGCUUGAAUGUUUACAUGGAGCAAGAUCUGUGGGUAUGAAACACAACAGUACUGGUCAGUAAUCUUCUUGGGGUGCUUGUCUGGCAGUUUUGAUGCUGUGAAUUAGCCUGGGGGUUUGUUUUUUCUGCUAUAUUGGGUUUUGUGGAAAACUUAGUGUGUACAUCUUUUUGUUUUCUUUUUUAAUUACUGAAGACAAAGAGCCCCGA